Molecule: messenger RNA, 666 nt
Organism: Anthostomella pinea
Lineage: Eukaryota; Fungi; Ascomycota; Sordariomycetes; Xylariales; Xylariaceae
Source: the annotation of a GenBank genome assembly
AUGCCUCCUAUAUGCUUUAUUGCGGCAACUGCUGUUUUCGUCCUCGCCAAGUGUCGAAUUCCUCCUCUUUGGAAUCAGCUUCCUGGAAGCAAUACCUCUUGGUCGGGCUCAGAGUUUAGAUUCUUCGACCCAUCAACCUACCUCAGCCUAGAAGACGGAAAGAAAGUAUUGCAUGACACGUUGGAGUUCCACACGGAUCCGUUCUUUGCCGAAUGUCGCCCAUACGGGUACCUACAAAGAGCACGGCGAAAACAUGGUCUUAAACGUUGUGACUUCGCGGAAUGUCACGGCUUUCUAGGAUUGAACAAGGAGAACGCAGUAUAUGUCGAGAAUGAGCUAGGUACCAACCUUUGGGACGUUUCCCCAGGCAACAAGUACCGCAAGAGGGUAGAAGGCAGCCCUAUACGUGUCAUAGUGAAAGAGUUCAUCAAAGAUGAUCCAGUCAUUGACUCGCGAGCCAUGGAGAAGAUGAUCAAAGGCCUUAGCUGGAUGAACAAGCACGGCAUCCUUGUGUGGGAUAUACAUACCUACCAGGCCGGGAUCCUUGUUGACUUCGGCUCAGCUUGGACAAAGCCUCAUAUCAGCAUCUAUUUUACGCUCCCUUUGACUAUGCAGACCAUCAAUCUGAACUCACUCGGCGAGCACAACCCACAUACUGUUCCAUAA